This is a messenger RNA of Loxodonta africana (African savanna elephant), 6597 nucleotides long. RefSeq names its product sorbin and SH3 domain-containing protein 2. Gene Ontology annotation, biological process: Notch signaling pathway. The record is from RefSeq and is a predicted model, not a curated record. NCBI's taxonomy places the organism in Eukaryota, Metazoa, Chordata, Mammalia, Proboscidea, Elephantidae. Gene Ontology annotation, cellular component: synapse; dendrite; neuronal cell body. Gene Ontology annotation, molecular function: protein binding. The coding region runs from base 853 to 4341 and encodes 1162 amino acids. The transcript is spliced from 17 exons.
GAAGCAUAUGUAUGGCCAUCUCCAGUGAGAAGCUUGAAAUACCAUUGAGGAUAUCAACCACUCAGCUGUAAAACAACCACAACAAUAAAUGUUUAAGAAACCAAACAGAGGUUCGUAAAGGGCUAACAGAUUGGAGUAGGGAGAAACCAGCGUUUUGAAGUGUCUUUCUGAUGCUUUGCCAGGCAUUUGCUUCUUCUAGAACAGGUUGCUUCACGAUUUGUGAAUCCAAACAUUAGGUCCCUCAUGUUAGCCGUGCUCAGGAAACAUCUAUUCACCAAUGGUAGCCCUGACUGCGUCUGAGAGCCAACCCCUUUCCGCACAUCAGAGAACGUGCCUUUGCAUCCAGCAUGCAGAGCAGUGUGACGGUGUUCUGACUACUUAGGUCGUAAUCGUAGGAGAAAAUUCACCCUCCACGUUCAUUUUACAUGGACUCCUGCUGAUGCCAUUCAGCGUCUCUCUUGGUGGAGUGCCAUGCCUACUGACCCGCAGCCGAUGUUCUUCCUGAUCACCCCUGUGCCCUCUGACAUAUAAAAGAAUGCUUUGCAGGGAGAAAGAAAUACAGAGAAGACACUGGAAAAAUGUACCCUGUCCCUCUAGACAUCAAUUUUCAAAGUAAAUAAAAACUUGACGGCUGACUACUAUCAUGGGAGUAAGAGUCGUUUGCUGUCAUCUAACGGAAUUGUGUUCACUUGGGGCCGUGUACUUUAACCACGGGAGAAGGACGUGGCAGUCUGCUUCUGUAAAGAUUACAGCCUUGGAAACCCUCUGGGGCAGUUCUACUCCGUCCUAUAGGGUCACAAUAAGUCUGAGUCAACUCCAGGGCAAUGGGUUUUUGUUACGCACUUUAACAGGAUGCUUUUGUGCUUUUCCCAGAGCCAGAUAACAGUGAAUGGAAACUCUGGUGGUGCUGUGAGUCCAAUGAGUUACUACCAAAGGCCGUUUUCCCCUUCAGCUUACUCUCUGCCAGGCUCGUUCAGCUCAAGCAUUACCAUGCAGCAUGGGCGAUCCCUUGAUUCCACCGAGACGUAUCCCCAGCAUACGCAGUCCCUGGACGGCACCACGAGCAGCUCCAUCCCGCUGUACAGAUCCUCCGAGGAGGAGAAGAGAGUGACGGUCAUCAAAGCCCCCCACUACCCAGGGAUCGGGCCUGUGGAUGAAUCCGGAAUCCCCACAGCAAUUAGGACGACGGUUGACAGACCCAAGGACUGGUACAAGACAAUGUUCAAGCAAAUCCACAUGGUGCACAAGGCUGGCCUGUACAACCCACCGUACAGCACUCAGUCACACCCUGCGGCAAAGACCCAGACCUACAGGCCUCUCUCCAAGAGCCACUCGGACAAUGGCACCAACACCUUCAAGGACGCGUCCUCCCCCUUGCCUCCCCCUGUUCCACCUCCAGUCCCACCACUUCGACCAAGAGAUCGGUCUUCAACAGAAAAGCACGACUGGGACCCUCCAGACAGAAAGGUGGACACAAGGAAGUUUCGUUCUGAGCCAAGGAGUAUUUUUGAAUACGAACCGGGGAAGUCAUCAAUUCUCCAACAUGAAAGACCGCCCCCUCUCCCAACAACUCUGACACCUGUCCAAAGAGAGCCCGGCCGGAAGCCUAUUUCAGUUCCACCAGACCAAGAAGUAACUGGUAGCCCCUCCCCUCCGCCCAGGAGAGUGGCCCCCACACCGAGCUGGCGCACCCCGGCUCUGUCUCCCAUCCGGGCCUCUUUGUAUCAGUCCUCUAUAGACAGAAGCCUGGAGAGACCCUCCAGUUCUGCCAGUAUGGCCAGCGACUUUAGGAAAAGGAGGAAGAGCGAGCCUGCAGUGGGUCAGCCGAGGGGCCUGGGGGAUCACGGCGCAAGCAGGAUCAGCCCUGGUCGAGCGGACCACCCGGGCUCAAGCUCCCCGUUUACAAAGUCCUUCCUUGGUUCCUCCCCUUCCUCCCCAUCGAGAGCAAAAGGUGGGGAUGAUAGCAAAAUCUGUCCGUCCCUUUGCAGUUAUUCGGGGCUCAACGGCAACCCCUCAAGUGAGUUAGAUUACAGUAGCGUGUAUAGACAGCAUCUGGACGUCCCGCAGGACUCGCCAAGGGCUAUUUCUUUCAAGAAUGGUUGGCAAAUGGCCCGGCAAAACGCAGAGGUCUGGAGCAGCACUGAAGAAACGGUUUCCCCCAAAAUCAAAUCCCGGAGCUGCGAUGAUCUCCUAAACGAUGACUGCGAUAGCUUCCCUGACCCACAAACCAAGUCGGAAAGCAUGGGCUCUCUGCUGUGUGAAGAGGAGUCCAAGGAGAGCUGCCCCCUACCAUGGGCUUCCCCCUACGUGCAAGAGAGUCGCAGUAAUGGCAGGUCAAGGAUUAGACACAGGCCAGCCCACGAUGCCCCCGGGUUCCUGAAAAUGUACAAGAAAAUGCACCGAAUCAACCGCAAAGACUUGAUGAAUUCCGAGGUGAUCUGUUCAGUAAAGUCGAGAAUAAUACAGUAUGAGAAGGAGCAGCAACACAAGGGUCUCUUCCAUGGAUGGAGCCAGUCCUCCACGGAGGAGGUGCCCAGGGACAUGGUGCCUACCCGCAUUUCUGAAUUUGAGAAGCUGAUUCAGAAGUCAAAAUCGAUGCCCAAUUUGGGGGGUGAAAUGCUAUCUCCUGUGACCCUAGAACCACCACAAAAUGGCCUAUGUCCCAAAAGGCGAUUUUCCAUUGAGUCUUUGCUGGAGGAAGAAAAUCAAAGUAAAUACCCUUCUCAGGUACAACAAAGCUACAAGCCUAAAACACUGGUACCAAUUCAUAUUGAAGUCACCAGCGAUGAGCAGCCGAGAACUCACAUGGAGUUUUCAGAUAGUGACCAAGAUGGAGUUGUUUCUGACCACAGUGACUUCAUCCAUGUAGAGGGGUCAUCCUUCUGCAGCGAGAGUGACUUUGAUCACUUUUCUUUCACAUCCUCUGAAAGCUUUUAUGGAUCCAGCCACCACCACCAUCACCACCACCACCACCGUCACCGGCAUCUCGUCAGCUCCUGCAAAGGGAGGUGUCCUGCCUCCUACACUCGGUUCACCACAAUGUUAAAACACGAACGAGCAAAGCAGGAGAACACCGACGAGCCCAGAAGACGAGAAACGGACCCUGGCCUUUCUAAGCUUGCCUUUCUGGUCAGUCCUGUGCCUUUCCGGAGGAAAAAAAAUCCGACUCCCAAAAAGCAGACUGAAAAGACAAAAUGUAAAGCGUCUGUUAUUGAGGCUCUGGACUCUGCCCUUAAAGACAUCUGUGACCAAAUUAAAGCCGAGAAGAGAAGGGGAAGCUUGCCAGACAACAGUAUAUUGCACCGUCUUAUCAGUGAACUGCUGCCAGACGUUCCUGAAAGGAAUUCAUCCCUUAAAGCUCUGAAAAGGAGCCCCAUGCACCAGCCUUUACACCCACUGCCUCCAGAUGGUGCUAUCCACUGUCCAUUGUACCAGAACGACUGUGGAAGAAUGCCUUACAGCGCCUCUUUCCAAGACGUGGACACGGCCAACAACAACUACCAGCACCCCGACCACGACGGUGCACUGAGUCUCCAAGACCGCGAGUCCCCUGGAGGUUACUCAUCCCCGUUGACUGACUUGGGGAGAAGCACAUCAAGGGAGAGAAGAGGAACUCCGGAGAAAGAGAAACUGCCUGCAAAAGCUGUUUACGAUUUUAAGGCUCAGACGUCUAAGGAAUUGUCAUUUAAGAAAGGAGAUACUGUCUACAUCCUCAGGAAAAUUGACCAGAAUUGGUACGAGGGAGAGCACCACGGGAGAGUUGGCAUUUUUCCUAUCUCGUACGUAGAGAAACUCAUGCCUCCUGAGAAAGCACAGCCUGCAAGACCACCUCCGCCAGCCCAGCCUGGAGAAAUUGGAGAAGCUAUAGCCAAAUAUAAUUUCAAUGCAGACACAAAUGUGGAGCUAUCUCUGAGAAAGGGAGAUAGAGUUAUUCUUCUUAAAAGAGUUGAUCAGAACUGGUAUGAAGGUAGAGUUCCAGGAAGUGACAGACAAGGCAUCUUUCCCGUUUCCUACGUGGAGGUCGUCAGGAAGAACGUGACAAAAGGUGCUGAGGACUAUCCUGACCCUCCACUACCCCACAGCUACUCUAGUGAGAGAAUCCACAGCCUAAGUUCCAACAAGCCACAGCGUCCUGUGUUUACUCAUGAAAACAUUCAAGGUGGGGGGGAACCGUUUCAGGCUCUGUAUAACUACACACCCAGGAACGAAGAUGAGCUGGAGCUCAGAGAGAGUGAUGUCAUUGACGUGAUGGAAAAGUGUGACGACGGAUGGUUUGUGGGAACCUCAAGAAGAACCAAAUUCUUUGGUACUUUUCCCGGAAACUAUGUCAAGAGGCUGUGACUCACUCCCCCUCCUUAUUUAUGCCGCAUUCAGCAACACACCUGCACAAACUUGCCUGGAACACCCGCAGGCCUCCUGCUGCCAUGCCUUCUGGUUUCCAGUAGGACUCGUCCACCCUCACCAUCUCCACCUGCCACCAAACCACCAGCAGAGUAACUGCGGCUGCCCAGCCUUGGGCAGACAUGGCAGGAUUGCUUCCGCGUCAAAGCACAUAUUUCUGCUUUCUGCUCGAAACUUUCAAAAGUUGGUAUGUGGGAUUACACAGAAAAACAUUAUACUUGAAAAGGGUAAUAUAUUUAAGACAAAAAAAAAAAAGAAAUAGUGUCUCAAGGGAGCCCUUCUGAGCUUGGUAAUUUGGGAAGACGCCCUCUCCUCAGGCAACCAGAAGACUGUCGGUCGUUAAAUGCUGUGGUUUGCAUCUCCACACUCUUGGCUUGGAGUCUAUUCUCUUUUCACCAGUUUGCCUAGUGUCCUGGUUUACGCGCUAUGACAACCCUACUUCAGCUAUUGUUUGCCUGCACUUAUACGUUGUAACAUGCGCAGCGAUUAUAAAAUCUAAAGAAAAGUAGGAACCUUAAUUUGGAUGAAUGUGAUUUUUGUUGAUUGAAUGUGCGUUUUCAAAUAGGAGUCUUUUCCUUCAAUUUUUUUUCUACUUUUUAGAAGUGCAAACAGUAAGUGAAUAAUCAUGAGAAUACAAGAGGUUUAGCUAGAUUGCGAAAAAGAAAAAAAAGAAACUAUCGUGUUGUAAAGUUGCAUUGCUACUUUAUAUUAAUAUGUAAUCAUCAGCAUCCUGACCAAUGAGCUCUUAGUAUUUUAUUUAUCGGACAAAAUUUAAAGGAAAGCAGUGUUAGUGAGAGGUGCAAAGAAUUAUUCUAACAUAGACACUUGAAAGUAACUGUAAGCAAUACUCAUAGGUUAGAGAGUUCACUGUGUGUUCGCGCACAUUUGAGAUUGUAUGAGAUCACGCAACUCGUGAUGUGUUGUAUGUUGUAUGGAAAUGUAAAAGAUUCUCACAUUAUUUUAUAGAAAUAGAGUACUUUGGCAGCAUCACAAGUAUUAAGGCUGGUUUUAGCAAGGAUUGUGAUCAAUACAACUAUUUUUACUAUGAUAAUUAUUUUUCUUUGGAACGCAGAAUCCUGGCUACAUUUGAGGACAGGAAUAUGUUGAGCCUGAUUUUCUUGGUAUGUCGUGUAAAAUAUUUCCUGGGAAUAAAUUAGGCACUUUUUGGAGGCGAUGUUAAAUCACUCAGGUUACAUUUUAUGCCCUGAAGCAGAAAUUUACAAACCGAUAUUGGAACCUGAAAGAUUUAAUAUGGUUAACAGUGCCUGAACUACACGUACCCUGAGAACUAGCUUUGUAUUUCUAUAACUUUGCAUAAGAACUCUUCAAUUUUCGAUCUUGAGCACCUUAUAGAUAAAACUUUUCAUGGCAUUUCUUCUGUGGGCAGUGAUCGACCCUUUCACCGUGUAUGUAGACUCUAGAAUUUUGUACAUAUGUUUGCUCUUUUUUUGUACAGACUAUUUAGUUGUUGAGAAGACAGGGGAUUUCCUAAUUUGGUCUUUAUUCUUCACUUAACUAAGCUAAAACACUUUCAGCAGAUUUUCCUUGACGUAUCCCACAGAUUACAAGCACGCCUUGAUAGUGAGGUUCACUAGCAUUGAUGAAAAGUUCAUGAAUUUAAAAGGUCUUAGCAGCCAAACAGAAAUGUAUAUAGAUAUUGAUUACAGAGGAAUUUCAUUAGACAGAAAUUUAAGAAACACCUUGAGUAGCCUAGCUUGAUUACUGUCAAGUUCAUGACCAGCUUUGUAUUUCCAAGGCUUUGGGUUUGAAAUUAGAUCAACUGCAUGCCGCUUUGCUGGAAAUGAGUAACUAUCUUGGAUGCCAUUUGUGAGAAAAGACUUCAAUAUCUGUUGCCUGUCAUACUUCAGAAAAAUUAUUGUUUCAACUCUCUGUAUCUGAUUUUGAAAGGAAAAAUAUUCAUACCUGACUCUCGGUAAUCAACUUUGGAUUCUUACAAGCAAAGGCCAUUGUGUUUUUUUCUUGAACAGACAUCUAAUAAAUUGGCUUGGAAGUGUACUACUUCAGUUUUUCUUUUUCAUAUUUAUCCUUAAGUGAAUUGUGUCUUUUAUCUCAACCUGUUGGAUAAACUAAGAGAAAAUGCAUUUCCCUCUGUUCUCUUAACACACAAACGAAGAAAAGACUUGUUUGCAUCAGUUUAGAGAAGAGAUAUUUUAAACCCAUCACCAAAGCUCAUUA